Gongylonema pulchrum is the source of this 963-nucleotide messenger RNA. Lineage: Eukaryota; Metazoa; Nematoda; Chromadorea; Rhabditida; Gongylonematidae. The record is from the annotation of a GenBank genome assembly.
AUGGAGCAGCUACGACGACGCACGGUAUCAAUGAACAGUUCUGGAAGACUUUCUUCCGCGUCAUCAGUUUGUGAUACGUGCAACAUGAGUGGUUGCGUCGGGCAUCGUGUCGGCGGCAGUUGCUCUUCGAAUUUGUCCAUUGAUGAAGAGCAAAUUGAUCAGAUUGAUCAGGAAGCGGAAAAAGAAGCAUUCUGGCAUGAGAUACGCAAAUGCUCAUUACCAGCAGGACUUCUAGCAGAUUCACAGAUGAGAGGAUGCGAUCAAUUCGAGCGAAGUUAUGAAUUGGCCCAAAACGCUCGUAACAAUCGUUUUGUUCUGGGACAGAUACACUUGGAUAUUGCACGAUACCAUGAAUUGGGCCGAUUUCUGAAAAAAACAGAUGUAGUCAAUUCCGGUGUGGAAAACAUGCUAUCAGCCGAUGAUUUGGAACAUGGCGAUGAUCCUGGAAGUUAUGUUGAUUUCGACAAAGAGGCGGCAUUUUAUCAUCUUAGCAUCGCGCAACAGUGUGGCGUCUUGGAAGCGGUAAUCACAAUGGCAAAAAUGGCGCUUGGUCUGCCACAUGAACUUUUGAAAGAAGUGAUUUCUGAAGAUGUAUGGGAGGAUGAUGAUUUGGAAGGCACUGGCUUCGAGCUGAUGGAAGUUGCCGCGAAUUUGGGCGACCAUUCUGCUAUGGUGUUUGUUGCCGAGUCCUAUGAAACAGGCCGUUUUUUGGGUUCAAAAAAGAAACCGCAUUGGCCGAAAGCCGUUUCAUUUUACCAAAAGGCUUUAAUUAUCCUCAAAAAUCCUGAUUUACUGGAGAAUGGAACGACGGGUGAUGGUGGUCGUCCACGUUAUGAGCUUCUGGAACGAAUGGCGCGAAUGUACAGAGAAGGUAUUUGUUGUUUGGUUCAAAAAUCUAAUAUUUUUAAACUUCUUUACGCUUUUUUUUUCCGCACACCUUCGUUUGUCUGGAACAUGAAAUAG